UGUGCAAACCAUGCCAGUACGGUUUUUCACAAGACCGACUCCACUCAUGUUCUAAAGUGAAAGUGUUUCGUUAAUAAUUUCAUACAAUACAAAUCGUGUUGCCGUUAUUGCGGUAUGGUGAAGGAAUUUGGUGGGAAAAGUACGACAACACGAAAUGGAAUAACUUCAAAACACAAUGGCACCGUAUCAAACAAUAAAACUAAAACACACUACCUCAAUUUCGGGGAAGAAGACCAAAUGGAAAUUUCUGGUUACACGUCCAACAACUUGAAGAAAUGUAUCACGUGGACGUUCUAUGUCCUCACUUUUGGAAUAUUGAGACUUAUUUUUCAUUGGUACCCGCAAUGGCAGUUGUACGCGAGCCAUUCUAAAUGUCCUUUAGGCCGAGCAGAGAAAGUACUAAUCACUGAUAAAUACAAGAACAAAUUCAAGACGUAUUUUGUGAAAGAUGUUGAAAUUUUGACUAGUACCGGAAAUGAAUUGAGGAAAACCGAUAGUAUUAUUAGCAUAAAUGGCCUUAUUUUUAAAAAUGAAACAGAAAGAAACCUUCUUGAUGUCUAUCUACAUGACGGUAGUCGAAAACGACUCCCAAAAGUACGAAUUGUACGGUGCAAAAAACUGACCUAUGUCUGGGAUGACGAAAAGUACAAAUUUAUCAAAUUGUCAGGUUUAGACAAAGGCAUAGCAUGUCGAGAGUUUCAUGACCAGAAAGGUUACAAAAAAGACGAACAAAAUUUAAAACGAAUCACUUAUGGUACCAAUGAAAUCAACGUACCUGUGCAAAGCAUCCUCACCCUUUUAGUCCUUGAAGCUUUGACUCCCUUUUACAUCUUCCAACUUUUCAGUCUUGUAGUAUGGUUUGCCGAAGCCUACUAUUACUACACCAUAGCAAUAGUAAUAAUGUCCGUUUUUGGCAUUUCGACUUCUAUCAUACAAACCAGAAAGAGCCAAGAAAACCUCAAAGGUACCGUAAACACCGCUGACAAAAUCAUGGUAAGUCGGAGCGAUGGUACUUUUGACGAAAUACCAACAACCGAAUUGGUACCGGGUGACGUAAUUGUGAUACCAUCGCAUGGUUGUGACAUGCAAUGCGAUGCUGUUUUACUCAAUGGUAACUGUAUAGUGAACGAAAGUAUGCUCACGGGAGAGUCGGUACCUGUCACCAAAACAGCACUUCCAAACAACGAUAAAUUAUACCAUGUUAAGGAACACGGGAACCAUACGUUAUUUUGUGGUACCAAAAUAAUACAGACUCGGUAUUAUGGCACCGAACCGGUACUUGCUGUGGUUAUUAGAACCGGGUACUUGACCACUAAGGGUCAAUUAGUGAGGAGUAUAAUAUACCCACCACCGGCUGAUUUCAAAUUUGAUCAAGACAGCUAUAAAUUUAUCAUGAUCUUAUCAGUUAUAGCCUUGUUGGGGUUCUUUUACACAAUUUUUUCCAAGUAUUCUAGAGACAUUGCACCUCUGGAUAUCCUCAUCAAGGCCCUCGAUUUGGUCACAAUAGCCAUUCCUCCUGCCCUCCCAGCUGCCAUGACCGUUGGCAAACUCUACGCUUUAAAUCGGUUAAAAAAGAAACACAUUUAUUGUAUAAAUUCGAGAGUAAUUAACGUUUCCGGUUCCGUUGAUUGUGUUUGUUUUGAUAAGACAGGAACUUUGACCGAAGAUGGAUUAGAUAUGUGGGGGGUGGUACCGGUUGAAGACAGCAGGAUUGAAAAACCAGUCAAGGAAAUAAAAGCAAUGUCGAAAAAUUCCCUACUUUUCAGGGGAAUGUUGACAUGUCAUUCGUUGACGUUGAUCGACGGGGAACUGUGUGGGGAUCCCCUGGAUAUCAAGAUGUUUGAGUCAACUGGUUGGAUUCUGGAGGAACCCACCAUCUCGGACACCUCCAAAUACGAUCUUUUGGUACCCACAAUCCUCAAAGAAAACUCCCCCGACACCCCCCACAUCGAAAUCGGCCUCAUCCAUCAGUACCAAUUCUCCUCAACUCUGCAACGUAUGAGUGUUAUUUGCCGAACCCUGGGUUCCGACUACUUCGAAUCCUUCACUAAAGGUUCCCCCGAAAUGAUCAUCUCCCUUUCCAAACCAGAAACCGUCCCUGAGGGAAUCUUCAACCGGCUCAAAACCUACACUGAGCAAGGGUACCGCGUCAUCGGUAUGGGUACCAAAAAACUAACCAACAUCCCCUUCCACAAAAUCCCUAAAUUGCAACGGGAAGAAAUCGAAUGCGACCUUCAAUUCGUCGGUUUGAUAGUCCUCGAAAACCGGUUAAAACCCCAAACCGGGAGUGUCAUCCAAAAGUUACGAAACGCCGGAAUGAAGAUUGUCAUGGUGACGGGGGAUAACAUCCAGACGGCUGUGAGUGUGGCACGUGACUGUGGAAUCAUCCAAUCGGGCUAUAGCGUCAUUGACGUCAUCACAACCAAACCAACCAAAACAGACAUGGCGACUGUGAAGUACCAAGAAACUGACGCCACGCCCACUGGUACCAAAAUCGAAGAUAUUGAAAAAAUAGCGGAGCGAAAGUAUCAUUUAGUCGUGACGGGGAACACAUGGACUGACCUCAAUCGGUACUUCCCCGAACAUAUACCCAAAAUACUCACAAAAGGAGUUGUUUUUGCCCGAAUGUCUGGUUUACAAAAACAACAAUUAGUUGAAGAGUUACAAAAUUUAGGCUACUAUGUUGCCAUGUGUGGUGAUGGUGCCAACGAUUGUGGCGCCCUCAAGGCGGCAAAUGUCGGAAUUUCGCUCUCAGAAGCCGAAUCAAGUGUUGCUUCACCUUUUACUUCACAAGAACCUAACAUUUCAUGCACCACUGAAGUAAUUAAAGAGGGCCGUGCCGCUCUGGUGACAUCUUUCGGUGUUUUUAAACUCAUGCUGUGUUACAGUCUUACCGAAUUUGCCUCAGUUAUUAUUCUAUACGCGAUUGAUACCAACCUAACGUCACUACAAUUCUUAUUCAUUGACAUUUGUCUCAUUUUAAAUUUUGCUUCAUUCUUUGGUAAAACAAGAGCGUAUGAUGAGUUACACAACGGGCCCCCGAUGACGUCACUCUUGAGUUUUGUUCCCUUAGCAUCGAUUAUACUUUUCAUGUUGGUGACAGUGGCCGUGCAAAUUUUUGCCUACUAUCACAUACAAACAUACGAUUGGUUUGUUCCCUUCAUUUUUGACCCUAAAGAUAGCACUAUGUAUAGAUGUUACGAAAAUUAUGCCGUUUAUUGCGUGUCAAUGUUUCAAUACAUCAUAAUGGCGGUGGUAUUUUCCAAAGGCAAACCAUACCGGAAACCCAUCUAUACCAACUUUAUUUUCCUCUCUGCCAUUAUUUUAAUGAUUGGGGUUUGUUCUUACAUCACUUUGGAUCCUGUUCAUUGGGUUAUCGAAGCGUUAGAAUUACAAAUGCCGCCAUUAUAUGAUGGGAGAGUCGCCAUUUUGGUUAUGGCGUUUGUCAAUUUUGUAAUUUGUGUCAUCAUCGAAGACGUAUUUGUUGAUAUUCUUUUAUUUAAAUUUGUGCGACCCAAAUUCCGAAUUUUGGAAAAGUCGAGACAAAUUUAUUUGAAAAUUGAAAAGGAAUUAAGGGAGGAUCCAACAUGGCCAAACACGAAAUGUCAAAAUGUUAACUAUACGGAAAUCAAGGAAGGCGGGUUUGUUAAUAACGGGUUUUGUAAUCACACAGAGACUACCAAAUGUUGAGAUUGUAUUUUAUCAUUUUCCAAUAAAUAUUUUACAAUUGA
This is a messenger RNA of Tribolium madens (black flour beetle), 3731 nucleotides long. RefSeq names its product polyamine-transporting ATPase 13A3-like. Gene Ontology annotation, molecular function: ATP binding; ATP hydrolysis activity; P-type transmembrane transporter activity. Bases 115 to 3690 code for a protein of 1191 amino acids. The record is from RefSeq and is a predicted model, not a curated record. Lineage: Eukaryota; Metazoa; Arthropoda; Insecta; Coleoptera; Tenebrionidae. Gene Ontology annotation, biological process: polyamine transmembrane transport; intracellular calcium ion homeostasis. The transcript is spliced from 11 exons. Gene Ontology annotation, cellular component: membrane.